This is a messenger RNA of Columba livia (rock pigeon), 3857 nucleotides long. It is a transcript of the gene CD274, whose product is annotated as CD274 molecule. Gene Ontology annotation, cellular component: external side of plasma membrane. Gene Ontology annotation, biological process: immune response; negative regulation of T cell proliferation; cellular response to lipopolysaccharide. Bases 1934 to 2875 code for a protein of 313 amino acids. Lineage: Eukaryota; Metazoa; Chordata; Aves; Columbiformes; Columbidae. The transcript has 8 exons. The record is from RefSeq and is a predicted model, not a curated record.
CUUUUCUCCCUUAAGGUUGCUCCGAUCAUACGUUUUGCUUAAGGGUACCCGAUGACAAGCAAGACGGAGCUAUUCGUCUGGAAAAUCUGUUGCAGAGCAGAGUUAAACAAAACCCCACUCCGCGGUAUAUAACUAUGCUGUAAAACGUGGGCGCGUGUGUGUAUAUAUUACUCUAUAUAAAACAAAUGAAGAAAAAAAAAAAAAAAGGAAAAACCUGUCCUGGUCUUUUAUUUGCUCCUAAGUUCUUAAAUGGAAAAGCAACCCUGUGACCUCAAGGCAAGCAAUGAAAAAUUCAUGACAUUAAAAGCUAGCUACAUCAAUGGCUUCUGUGGUUUCACAGUCAGUAUUUAACAAGUUUGUUUCAGUUUCUUUCUGUUGCUUGCCUUUUAUUUCUUUCCCCCGUGGGAAAACAUGGUUAAACCUGUAAUCAGUGGAAAUUAACCUUCAUUGGUCUCACCUAUUGUGGAAAUCUACCUCCUCAAUUUUGUAAGGUAGUUUCAGCUUAUUAGAACCUGAAUGUUACAUUCAGCUAUUCCAUAUACCACUGUUUCUGUGUUCCUCCCACACGUCAAGUAAAAAGGUUAAUUCUUACCAGUUUUUUGUAUUAUGUGUAUUUUCUUCCAUGACAGUUACUGUGAGUGGGCUGUCAAGUAUACAGAAGAAAAUUUUUCCUGAAAACUUUUAAAGUGAUCAUUUCACAGUAUUUUAACUCUUCUGGGAAUCUCAGCUUCUUUUUUUUUUUUUUUUUUUUUUGAGAUAUGCAAAGACAACGUAAGUGGUGAACUUACACUGAAAUGUAUGUUUAAAGUUGUGUUUUGUGCUGUUGACCAGGUUAUCCCACUAUGGUCCACAAGGUAGUAUAAGUACAAUAGGAGUACAUCCUUUGGCUUUUAAUAUUUAUUUUUUUUUUCUGUAUUCUUGAAUGACUUCUAUAAUCAAGAAAAACACAUAGCUUUUUGUUUUUUGAUAAGCUAAUGCAUAGACAUAACAACUUUUCUUGCACUACACCAUGGCAAGGCAAGGAGCCUUCAUUGUGCUCAAAUCUUGGGGAGAGCGUAUCUGUUCUUAUCACUGACAAAGUCAGCAAUGCUUUUGCCAUUAUUCUUAAUUAUGAUCUCUGCAGAAAUGAGUAAGUUGUGUAGAAAUUUCUGGUUAUUGUUAGCAGUUGUUGGCAUUGUUUGAGAUUAAUACUAUAGGGACCCUGAGUUUCUGUAGGUGGAUGACUUCUUGCUACUGAUGUUCCAAGGACUGUUGCUCACAUAUAGCUUUGAUCAGAUGAUACGUUUCUUAAAAUGCCUGUGGCAUUUUAUGCACUGAUUUUCCCAACAUUUCUGUCACUGGUUACAGUGAACCACUGUUAGCAAUACAGAAUUUUCCCUAGUGGGGAAUUCUCCGAUAGUGGGGAAGAAGUAGGUAGAGUUACAUCAACAUUUAAGUUCUGUUACAAGAAGUCUUUGGGCAAAUAGUUCUGUUUUUCCUGUCUUCUUCAUUUGAUUGUGAGGGAAACAUAGAGCAGCAAUACUGAAAAGCAUUUUGUAGAAUGAGUAUCUUUUUGCUUUUAUAAAUCUGUGUUUGCAAUAGAUGUCAGAAGCCAGCAGGAGGAGAGAAGAGGCGUUGUGGUAGCUUACGUAAGAAAAAUAGUGAGAAGACUGCAGCUUGGGUAAAGAUCUUUGAUUGGCAUCUAGGUCUUGGGCUGCUUCAGCUGGUCCAGCCAGAAGAUCGGUUUGCUGAAGGUGAAACAGGAGAAGAGUCUGUAGUGGUUAUUGCAGCAAGUUUCUUCAUGUACAUCUGGAUUUGACCUGGACCUAUUUUUUUUUUUUUCCUCUCUUUUUUGAUUUUUCCUUUUUUUUUUUUUUUUUUCCUCUCUGAAUGUGAAAAAUUGAGUACAGCAGCAUUCUUUAUCACUCUUAAGGAAUUUUGUUCUAUCUAGAUCAUGGAAAAGCCUUUGGUUUUGUAUAUAUUUUUAUUCUACUGGCAUUUCCUAAAUGCUCUGUUCACGGUUGAAGCUCCACAGUCACUCUACACUGUGGAACAUGGGAACAAUGUGACCAUGGAGUGCACAUUCCCAGUGAAUGGGAAAUUAAAGUUUAGAGAUUUAAGUGUCAGCUGGGAAAAGAAUGAUGAGAAAAAGAAGCAGGUUUAUGCACUUCUCGAAGGAGUGGAAGACUUCAAAAGCCAGCACAGUGAUUUUAAGGGAAGAAUAAAAUUGUUGAAAGAGAAUCUGCAUUUGGGACAGUCUCUCCUUCAGAUCACUGGCGUGAAGCUCAGAGAUGCAGGGGUUUAUCGCUGUGUUAUUGGCUAUGGGGGAGCCGACUACAAGGCCAUCAAUCUGAAAGUUACGGCUCCUUAUAGAACUAUAACCCAAGGAGUGGUGAGCACAGGAGAGAACAAGUGGAAGUUGACGUGUCAGUCAGAAGGAUACCCACAAGCUGAAGUGAUAUGGCAAAACGGAGAAUAUGAAGAUUUGACUGAUAAGGCAAACACAAGUUAUGAAACUGGAAGUGACCAGCUGUAUCGUGUGACAAGCACCCUCACAGUCAAAAGUAGGAUAGAUGAGAUUUUUUACUGUAUAUUCUGGAAUAAAGAGCUUCAAGAAAAUACAUCUGCCAUUUUACAUAUAGAAGAUUCAGGUGAUGGUGUUAUGUGGACUGAGAGCAGACGCUUCACUGGAGCAAUUCUCAUUGUGACUGCUUUCUUUGGAUCAGCACUUCUAUUUAUGCUCUGCGUAAGAAAAGCUGGAGCACAUAUGGACAACAGGACACGUGCAACUUGUUCAUCAAUAGCAAAGCUGUCAAAAGAUAAGAAUACACAUGACUGCAGAGAUACUUCUUUUGAAGAAGAAGAGCUGAAAUGUAAGAAAAUGGAGAAGACCUAAAGAAAAGAAGGGAAGCAUUUUUUCCUCUGUGGUGAAAGUUUGACAGCUCAGGUGUUAUGUGUUCUGUAUAUUAAUGGGGAUAUUAAUUAUUUGUUUUUACUCUGUGAUGGCAAUCUUCUUUCAUAUUGUUGUAACUCAGGAAAAACUGCAAUGAAGUUAACAGAAUUAUUACAGCAUAAAAAGUCCUUGGAUUCAGGCUUCUGUAGAUGUGACUAAGUAUGAAGGUAUUUAUUUAAAUAUCCAGGUUUCUGCGGUCUCAAGUUUAUGCACUUUUGAAGACAUACUUCAUUAAAAACAUCUUUAAGGUAAAGCACUUUAGGUCUGUGACCACCCUGAAUUUCACAGUUAGUUCUUGAGCAGGCCAUCUUCUGGACCUGCUUUUUUCUUUCCCUGCCUGAGCUCUCAGUUACCUGCAGAGAUUUUGUUUUCCAUCUUAUGAAGAAAUUUUUCAAUGUUUUGAUCCUUGUAAGAGUAAACAGUGCAGCAAGACAAGCUACUGCACAGUCAGGGCAUUUUCUGUCCCUCCUGUGGAUCUUCAAAUACUAGAUACUCACAGCUAAACCUGAAAUAGAUGCUGUAACCCUUUUGGCAACUACAGUUUGGAAAUUAUUGCGGAACUUCUUGAUUACUUUCUCUGAAAAGUGUUUCAGGGAUUUUAUUUCCUUGUGAUACAGCUGGGACUACUGGUUUAUUGGUCAUUACUAUUCUGAUUCACCAUUUGGGGAUAAUGCAACUCAUCGGAUAUCCAGGAAGAACAGCUUUUGAUUUGGACUGUCCUUUUGUUCAUCAUGAAAUAUAUGCUCAUGUGAUUACUUAAGAAAUCCUAGGGAACAUGCUCCUGGAUCCCAUUUCUUAAGCUAUUGCUUUUUUUUUACAUUUUGCUAAGCGCAUAGCUGCUUUUUUUUGGUCAUACUCAGAUGAAAGUUAUUUAUUACAAUGCUAUUCACAAUUAUAUUUUUGUAAUAAAAUACGUUUUGGUUUU